This is a messenger RNA of Cyprinus carpio (common carp), 2875 nucleotides long. Its product is annotated as troponin I, cardiac muscle-like. The transcript has 8 exons. The record is from RefSeq and is a predicted model, not a curated record. Gene Ontology annotation, cellular component: troponin complex. Lineage: Eukaryota; Metazoa; Chordata; Actinopteri; Cypriniformes; Cyprinidae. Bases 167 to 700 code for a protein of 177 amino acids. Gene Ontology annotation, biological process: muscle contraction.
UUCAUGGGAGGCGCUGGGCUGAGUUAUUUUGGUUGGCCAUUCACAUGUGAGAGGAGAGGCAUGGAUCAAUCAUUGAAAAUCACACUACACCGUCUCUCUCUGUACCAUCACUCCUCUUUUCACGCUCCUGGUCUCCUCUUCAAAGGUCACAUAGUGUAUUGCAGCCAUGUCUGAAGGACCGAAAAAGGCCAGAUCCAAGUACUCAGCAACACGCAGACUUCUGCUGAAGAGCAAACUGCUGAAAAAGGCAGAAAGCUUGCUGGUGAAAGAAAAAGAGGAGAAAGAACUGGAGAGAGAAAACAUCCUGAGGGAGAGAGCGCCGCCCCUCAACCUCUCAGGCCUGUCUGCCCAAGAAGUGAAGGAGAUUUGUAGAGAUUUGCACCAAAAGAUUGACAUUGUGGAUGAAGCACGAUAUGACCUCAAUAUAAAAGUCGCCAGAAAUGAUUCAGAGAUUCUCUCAUUAACCCAGAAGAUCUAUGAACUGAAAGGAAAAAUGAAACGGCCGAACUUGAGAAGGGUGAAGAAGUCGGCAGAUACCAUGCUGGGAUCGGUCACAGACACCAGAGUCGACUUCAAAGCCAAACUCAAAACUGUUAAAAAGGAAGAAGAAAAGAAGGAGGAGGUUACAGACUGGAGGAAAAACGUAGAGGCCAUGUCAGGCAUGGAGGGCAGGAAGAAGCUUUUCGAUGCCGGACAGUAGACAGCAGCGAGUGUUUCCAGCUGAAAAGAGGUUGCAAAGGAUAAAGGGUUAUUGUGAUGCAAAGCUCAUGUUGCUUGUUUGAAUUUAAACACCGUCAACAUUUUAUGGUGAAUUACUCACCAUCAGGCAUCCAAGGUAGAUGAGUUUGUUUCUUCAUCAGAACAAAUGUAGCAUGAUGUUACAUCACUUUCUCACCAAUGGAUGCUCUGCAGUGAAUGGGUGCCGUCAGAAUGAGAGUCCAAACAGCUGAUAAAAACAUCACAAUAAUCCCCACGUCUCCAGUACAAGUGAUGUAAUGCUAAAUUUCUCCAAAUCUGUUCUGAUGAAGAAACAAACUCAUCUACAAAUUUUUUGCCACAUUUUCAUUUCUUGGGUGAACUCUUUCUAUAAAAAGCGAUUUGCCAAUCAAAAAUUUGGCGUUGGUACAAUUCUUUAAAUGCUUUUCAAAAGAAGUCUCUUAUGCUCACUAAGGCUGCAUUUAUUUGAUCAAAAAUGCAGUAAAAAUAUUAAAUUUAAAAUAACUGUUUUAUAUUUGAAUAUAUAUUUUAAAAUGAUAAAGGGGCAUCUUGAUCCAAAUCUCAUGUUUGUUUGUUUAAAUUUGAAUCAUCUUGAACAUUAUUUUAUGGUUAAUUAUUCAUUGAUUUUGUCAGCCAGCUGUGGCUCGCACGUGAUGUUAAAUUGUGAUUUGCUGCGAUUAAAAUGUGUAAGCGCUCUGCUGUCCAUAGAGAGGGAUUAAAUAAUAGAGCAACCUCAUAUUCAUAUCAUAUCAACUGUGUAAAUAUUUGCUUCAUAGUCAGUGUUGAUUGAAACCAAUAAAGCUAUUGAAGAGCUUUAUUAUUUUAUUUCCUGUUUGUAGUUUACAAACAGAAAAUAGUUUAAUUUUUAAUAAAAGCUUAUUGAGUGAAUAAGAAAGUUUGAGUCCUUCAUUAAAAUAAUCAAAUAUUUGAUUAAAACAAGCUGUAAUGUCAAUGGCACAGGAACUGCUUGUCGAAUACCCAGUUUAAAGCAGUUUUAGGUGUUGACCUACAGAUGGCGCUCUGCAUUUAUACUACAUUGAAUGAUCUGGCAUUAAAUCAACACCAGGGGGAGACAAAGUCACACAGGCGUCUCAGCAGGCCUCAAAAUGGAGCCUUAAAUCAGUCACAAGAAUAUCAUUAUAUAAAAAGAUAUGCGUCAGCUGUUAUACUUUUUAUCUGAAAUGCAAUAUUUUGUGUGUGAACAGAUGUGGUGGUGUUUAGAGGAGGAAGUACAGGGAGGUAAAGGGAAGGAAUUUGGGUGGCACUGUUUCCUCUAUUACCAGAAAGAUGGCAAACCGGAACAGAUGUAACAUCAGUCAUCAGACAUGAGUCAGCACGUCCACUUCAACACAGCAAAAAUAUUUAGGUCAUAACAGACUCUUUAAAUCAGCAGAGCAAUGCAAAUCUGUGAAUUCUGCUGAACUAGAUCAAUGAAUCGAUAAGUGUGGAUUCUGUAACAUCCUUAGAUCAUAGUUGAUAACAGAGAUGCUGCAUACUUCUUCUGCAUAUUAAAAUCAACAGGUGAUACCUUGUACAGUUCAUUAUUUAUAGCCCAAAAUGUAAAAGUGUCUUACUUGGUAAGUUACUGCAGUUUAAAUCCUCAGUAUCCAUAAUCACGAGGCCAUUGGAGAUGAAUAGUCAUGUGAAAUCACAUCCUGAAAGAUAUAAAGCAGAGCAGAUAUUAGCACCCCGGGGUUCACCUACAAUUCUCUGUGAUGUUAAACUCUCUAUGCUUCAGAUGUCCUGGUUAAAUCAAGUUCAUGUACUCCCAUAGAGAGAGACGAUCUUUAGAUAUUCCCUUUCUUAGAGCAAGUUAAGGCAAGCGGCUAAUAUUUUCAGGAACUCAUAUGAAUAUCUGAGGUCAGCUGAGGUCUUCCCUGAUGUUAAAAACCAAAGCACAUUAUAAAAGUAAACAUCUGAGAUCCUCAGGCAAAUAUAGUGCAGGCAAAGCCCUCGGAUCAAAAGGCCGAAAAUGUCUGGCAGCUUCUACUGUGUUACCAAAUUACAGGCAAAUGAUCGACAUUUGACUGCUCUCAGUUUCCAGUUCAUGGGAAAAUACUAUAGGAGAUAUUUUGCUCGCAAUUUGAGGUGAAGCACUUGAGCACUUCUGUUUCACUGGAGUCAUAUAUGUUGAACAAAUAAAUCCUUGUUUUCCUUC